UGACGAGAGUGGAUUAAGGUGGUAUUUACUAAUUUAGUGGGUCUGUAAGAGGUAUUUGUUUCGCUGUGUUAAAUUUGGAAGAUUGUACCGAUAUAACAAAAAUGGGGUUUCAAUCUCAAAAGAAGUCUGUAGUAUUACUUUUCAUAGCACUUUCCUUUUUAGAAAUAUAUGAUCUAGGAGAAUCUCGAAGCUUUCAGAAGAAAGGCUCGCCAGUUUUCAGUGAUACUUAUACUGUAAAUGGUCUUUUGCUCUUACCAUAUGCCGAGAUUAUGGAACCAUUUAAAGCUUACUUCAACAAGUCCAGUAACAAUAGUCGUGUAGACUAUUAUGAAGACUUAGUCCAGACAUACCAGCUCGCAAGUAAGAACCAAGCCUUUAAAAUUGCCUACAUGCCAGAUGAUCAAGGAAAACCAGUCCAUACAUGCUUCAAACUCAAUGUAACCAACGAGACUGUUACCAUACAAAGUGUUUUGCCAGACCUGACGAAUUUUACGUAUGUUGUUGAUGAAUUCUGUGAGAAUAUCUAUUUUCCAAUCAAAACAAAUUGUUCUCGCUGGGAACUCACUGAAAUCCAUGGAAAAAAGACUAACAAGUACACCAUGUGGGUGCUGCAGAAGAAAAAUAUCACUAUUCCUAUACGAUAUCAAAUGAAGGGUUAUAAUUCACUUCUGGGAUCCCAUUAUGACAAGUAUGAGGUUUACUAUGGAAACUUUACAACAGAUGUCUCUGAUUUGGUUUUCAACAUUAACAAAAAUUUCACUUGUAGGAGUUUCCCAGGACCAGGUUUGGAAAAUGUUGGGGAGCACAAUCCCAUUAAGGAAUUUAUCGACAAGCAUGAUAAUCACAUACAUCAAGCUUUUGAAGACUUUAAGCAGACUCAUGAUAAGAAAUAUAAGAAUGAAAAACAUCAUGAAACUAGAAAAAACAUAUUUCGUCAAAACUACAGACUAGGGACUCUGGAGCUACCACCAAAACUUCCAACUACCGUAUUGGAGGAAUUCAACACCAAGAGGAUGGUGUAUUGGUAUCAUCACUGCAAAUCAAAACAUUUUAUGGGCAAAGAUGGAAACCCUGGAGGUCAAGUAAUAGCUACAAGUGUCAGUGGUUGUGCUGUAACACCUGUUAAAGACCAGGCUGUAUGUGGUUCUUGCUGGAGUUUUGGUACUACUGGAACAAUUGAGGGGGCCUACUUCUUGAAGACUGGGAAUCUGAUUCGUUUAUCUCAGCAGCAGCUGAUUGAUUGUAGCUGGUCUAACCAGAACAAUGGUUGUGAUGGUGGCGAGGACUACCGUGCUUAUGACUAUAUAAUAAAAAAUGGUGGUUUAGCUGCAGAGGAAGAUUAUGGCCCUUAUCUUGGUCAGGAUGGAAAAUGUCACGAAAGAAAUGUAAAUAGGACUGUCCAACUAAUGGGUUAUGUAAAUGUCACCUCAAAAGAUCCUGAUCUGGAAGCCUUGAAACUUGCCUUAGUCUACAAUGGACCUAUAUCUGUAUCUAUUGAUGCUUCACAUAAAAGUUUUUCUUUCUAUUCUAAUGGUGUAUAUUGGGAACCUAAAUGUGGUAAUAAGAAUGAUGAUCUUGACCACUCUGUCCUAGCAGUGGGUUAUGGUAUAAUGAACGGUCAGCCAUACUGGCUCAUCAAGAACUCCUGGUCCACUUAUUGGGGGAACGAUGGUUACGUUCUCAUGAGUCAACAAGAUAACAACUGUGGGGUUGCAACAUCACCUACCUAUGUGCUGAUUAAAACCUAAGCAAAGUUUUCUGUUUAUUCUAAAAAAAAGUUAGAGAAGAAAGAUGUGAAAAAUUGUGAUGGAAGAUAAUUAAAUGUUUCAUUAGUUGCAUGAUCGAUCAUACAUUCAAUUUAACAAUGACUAAAUUUUAUUUGAUACGAUUUUUACUUGUGCCACAAUAAGGAGACGUUUAUUUUUACAACACAGAAGUAAAUGUUUUCUUAUAGAUUAAUCAUUUCAAUGGCUUCAUGAAUCAGUGAUGCUAAAUGUGCAUCAUAUAUGCUCAAGCAAACAAAGGAGAGCCAAGUGAUAAAACGUACUUAUUUGUAUAUAUUUAAAAAUGCUUUCUUUUGUUAUACAGUGGUGCAAUACUUGUAUUGAUAGUGCACUGUAUUAUAAUAAUAAAUAAAAUAAUGGUUCUGUCUUGUUAAA
Messenger RNA from Limulus polyphemus (Atlantic horseshoe crab), 2159 nucleotides. RefSeq names its product digestive cysteine proteinase 2-like (gene 26-29-p). The transcript is spliced from 11 exons. Gene Ontology annotation, biological process: immune response. Gene Ontology annotation, cellular component: lysosome. NCBI's taxonomy places the organism in Eukaryota, Metazoa, Arthropoda, Merostomata, Xiphosura, Limulidae. The coding region runs from base 102 to 1748 and encodes 548 amino acids. The record is from RefSeq and is a predicted model, not a curated record. Gene Ontology annotation, molecular function: cysteine-type endopeptidase activity.